Molecule: messenger RNA, 1567 nt
Organism: Parathielavia appendiculata
Lineage: Eukaryota; Fungi; Ascomycota; Sordariomycetes; Sordariales; Chaetomiaceae
Product: carbohydrate-binding module family 1 protein
Exons: 3
Coding region: 121-1407 (428 amino acids)
Biological process (GO): carbohydrate metabolic process
Cellular component (GO): extracellular region
Molecular function (GO): hydrolase activity, hydrolyzing O-glycosyl compounds; cellulose binding
Source: RefSeq, a predicted model, not a curated record
UCCUCUGAAAUACAAAAGGGCUCCUACCCUGCCUCGACCAGAUAACCCGGUUCCUGCCCACCGCCGUCACACUCGCAGCCCCUCCCUCGUCGGUGUCAUCCACCCUCCAGGUCAAACACGAUGCACUCCAAGUCUGUCCUGGCGGCGCUUCUGGCGCCAGCCGCCGUCUCGGCCCAGCUAAACGACCUCGCCGUCCGUGCCGGUCUCAAGUACUUCGGUACCGCCCUCCGCGAAGGCGCCAUCAACAGCGAUGCCCAGUACGCUGCCAUCCUCGGCGACAAGAGGGAGUUCGGCCAGCUCGUGCCAGAGAAUGGCCAGAAGUGGGAGAGCACCGAGCCGACCCGGGGCCAGUUCACCUACACCCAGGGCGACAUCACGACCAACACGGCCAAGAAGAACGGCCAGGGCGUGAGGUGCCACACGCUGGUCUGGUACUCGCAGCUGCCCAGCUGGGUUCGUGAUGGCUCGUGGACCAAGGCCACGCUCACCGAGGUCAUGGAGACGCACAUCAACAACGUCAUGGGCCACUACAUUGGCCAGUGCUAUGCCUGGGACGUGGUGAACGAGGCCGUUGGCGAUGACGGCAACUGGCGCCCCAACGUCUUCCUCAGCACCUUCGGCACCGACUACAUUCCCCUCUCCUUCAACCUGGCCAAGAAGGCCGACCCCAAUACCAAGCUGUACUACAACGACUACAACCUCGAGUACAACGGCGCCAAGACGGACCGGACCGUCGAGCUCGUCAAGCUGGUCCAGGCCGCGGGCGCGCCCAUCGACGGCGUCGGUUUCCAGGGCCAUCUCAUCGUCGGCAGCACCCCGAGCCGCAGCAACCUGGCGACGACCCUCCGACGCUUUACGGCGCUCGGCGUCGAGGUCGCCUACACGGAGCUCGACAUCCGGCACUCGUCCCUGCCGGCCUCGUCAUCGGCGCAGGUCACACAAGCCAACGACUUCGCCAACGUCGUCGGCUCGUGCCUUGACGUGGCUGGCUGUGUCGGCGUCACCGUCUGGUCUUUCACGGACAAGUACUCGUGGAUCCCCGAGACUUUCCCCGGCCAGGGCGACGCCCUCAUCUACGACAAGAAUUUCAACAAGAAGGCCGCCUGGACCUCCAUCUCGUCCGUCCUGGCCGCCAAGGCCACCGGCGUGCCGCCCGUCUCGUCCACAUCGACGUCGACGUCUACGUCCACAUCCACUCUGACCACCAUCACCACCACCCGCGUCCCGUCGUCGACGGUUACCUCCACCAGGACCACCUCGGCCGCGCCCUCGUCUACCUCCUCCGCCAGCGGCGCCGAGCAGACUCGCUGGGGACAGUGUGGGGGCCGUUACUGGACGGGCCCGACUAAGUGCCAGAGCCCCUGGACGUGCCAGGUGCAGCACGAGUGGUACUCGCAGUGCCUGUAAAAUUUCCUAACCGGCUUGCGGGAACUCGGGUUCCGGAGGGUAGUGCAGUGCAGAGCGGGUGGAUGGUGCUGCUGUGGGGGUGAUGUGCUCUGGGUUUGCCGAGGAGUACCAAGAUACUCAAGGUGUUGUUGAUCUUUCUGCUGUAGAUAUUCGAGGUGCC